AUGUCGGACAAUAAUGAAGUGCCGGUGAAGCUCUCAUUACCACUGGACUUCCAGCAAGACAUUUUUCGAGAGCUCCGCGAAGAAGAUGAGCUUAUCAUCAUGGCGCGUGGCCUUGGGCUGCUGCGCAUUGUCACCAAUCUCCUACACUCGUACGAUGCUGCUGGGAACAACCUGAUUGUCGUGGUCGGGGCCGACGACCGAGAGAAUGGAUGGAUUGGAGAAGCGCUGGCAGAGCACGCGGCCAUCAGCGCCUCGCCAAAAUGCCGUGGACUGAGUCUGGUCAACACCGACUUGACAGAUGUUGGGCAGAGAGAGAAGAUGUACAAGCAAGGAGGAAUAUUCUCCGUCACCUCGCGCAUCCUGGUAGUCGAUCUCUUGACCGAGAAUCUCGACCCUGCCAAAAUCACCGGCCUCGUGGUCCUCCAUUCAGAACGCAUCGCUGCAACAUCGCUGGAGGCUUUCAUCGUCCGCGUAUACCGUCAGAAGAACAAGCAAGGCUUCCUCAAGGCUUUCUCGGAUGCUCCGGAGCCCUUCGCUUCUGGCUUCGCUCCUCUGGCCACCAUGAUGCGCAACCUCUUCCUGAGACGACCCUCUUUAUAUCCUCGCUUCCACGUCACCGUCGCAAAGUCUCUUGAAGGUCGUCGGAAAGCAGAAGUCAUCGAGCUCGAGGUGCCCAUGACCGACGGUAUGCGCGACAUCCAGAAUGCCAUCAUGGAGUGUGUCGAAGUCAGCAUUACGGAAUUGAAGAAGGGAAACACUGGCCUGGACAUGGAAGACUGGAACCUUGACAGUGCUUUGCACCGCAAUUUUGACGCCAUUGUCCGCCGCCAACUCGAUCCCGUCUGGCAUCGUACCAACUUCAGGACCCGUCAGAUCGUCCGUGACCUUGCAUUGUUGCGCAAUAUGCUGCACUAUCUUCUCACAUUCGACGCUGUAAGCUUUCUCCGCUAUCUGGACACUGUCUUGGCUGCCUCAUCUCCUCCGCCUGGCUCGAAUCGUCAAAAUCAAUCUCCUUGGCUGUUCUUGGAUGCUGCUCACGUCAUCUUUGACAACGCUAAGCGUCGAGUGUACACUGGUAACAUUAAGGAUAGUCAGAGUAUGAACGCGAAGACUGGUGUUCCUGACUCUCUACGCCCCAUCCUCGAAGAGAUGCCCAAAUGGAACCUCUUGUCCGAGAUCUUGGAAGAAAUUGAGCGUGAUAUGUACUUCAAUCCCUCCUUCCAAGACGAGUCGAAUGGCAGUAUUUUGAUCAUGUGUGGUGAUCAAGGGACUUGUCGUCAGAUCCGUGAGUAUCUGCAGAGCAUGAAUGUCCUCCCAGACAUGGCGUCAGCCACAGACAACCCUGACGAUGCUGAUGCCAGAGGGCCAUCUGGUGCUGCUAUGAUGCGACGGAAGCUCAGAAAUUACUUCCUUUGGAAGCGCGACUUCAACAGAGUCAGCAAUUCGCUCUUUGCGGAGAAUCAGAAGAACAUCAACGGUACGACUGACCAGCGUCAUGGCCAGGCUGGUAGAGGCGGAAGGGGCGGUGGGUCUAACAAACGACGCCGCAUGCGAGGUGGCUCAACGGCCGCUUCUGUCCCUACACGCACAGCAAAUGGCAGUAUACAUGUUGCAGGAGAUAAAGAGUCGCACGUGCAGAGUCUUCUGGCCGAACUUGAGCCUACUGAAGCCGAAGCUCAACAGAAGGCCGAGAUUGGUGCUGACCCUCUGGAUGAUAUGGACGACUUUUACGAACUUUACGACAUGAAGGACUUAUUGAUGGUCCAUCCUUAUGACGGUGAUAUGGACGAACACAUUCUCGAAGAGACCAAACCGAGAUACGUCAUCAUGUACGAACCCGAUGCAGCCUUCAUUCGACGUAUUGAAGUAUAUCGAAGUAGUCACUCCAAUCGCAAUGUUAGAGUCUACUUCAUGUACUAUGGCGGAAGCGUCGAGGAGCAGCGCUACCUGAGUGCAGUGCGUAAAGAGAAAGAUGCGUUCACCAAGCUGAUCCGAGAACGUGGCUCGAUGGCGGUUACCCUCACGCACGAUCCUGCUGGGCUGGACCCGCAGGAGUCGUUCUUGCGAACAGUCAAUACUCGUAUCGCAGGUGGUGGUCGACUUGUGGCUACCGCAGAGCCGCCUAGGGUUGUCAUUGAUGUUCGAGAGUUCCGUUCGUCUCUACCAUCGCUACUACAUGGAAGGAACAUGGUCAUCGUACCAUGUACUCUGACCGUUGGCGAUUACGUCUUGACGCCAGAGAUCUGUAUCGAGAGAAAGUCGAUCAAGGAUCUGAUCCAGUCUUUCCAAAAUGGUCGUCUCUAUCAUCAGGCCGAAACUAUGCAACAGCAUUACAAGAGCCCAAUGCUCCUGAUCGAGUUUGAUGCACAAAAGUCCUUCACGUUAGAGCCCUUCGCAGAUCUAUCAGCUGGCGUGGGAUCCGGUUCUUUGCAAGCAUCUGACCUGCAAUCGAAGCUUGUCCUGCUAACCUUAGCAUUUCCACGUCUACGCAUCAUCUGGUCAUCAUCACCAUAUCAAACUGCUGAGAUCUUUGAAGAACUCAAAAAGCAACAAGAAGAGCCUGACCCGAUAAAAGCUGUAAAUAUUGGUCUGGAGGAGAGCGACAUGGAUGGUCAAGAGAGGACAUUCAACCAGCUACCACAGGAUAUGCUUCGUGCUGUACCCGGAGUCAACCCAAAGAACUUGAACAAUCUGAUUCUCAAGUAUGAGAACGUGGCUGAGGUUGCCAAUGCGGAUGAAGACGAACUGACGGCACUGAUCGGAAAGGAAGCAGGAAGACAGAUUUUCCGCUUCUUCAACCGUAGUGUGUUUGACGAUUAA
Aureobasidium subglaciale EXF-2481 is the source of this 2820-nucleotide messenger RNA. RefSeq lists its product as uncharacterized. Gene Ontology annotation, molecular function: single-stranded DNA binding; damaged DNA binding; single-stranded DNA endonuclease activity. Gene Ontology annotation, biological process: resolution of meiotic recombination intermediates; nucleotide-excision repair involved in interstrand cross-link repair; double-strand break repair via single-strand annealing, removal of nonhomologous ends. The record is from RefSeq and is a predicted model, not a curated record. Gene Ontology annotation, cellular component: nucleotide-excision repair factor 1 complex. The transcript has 2 exons. Bases 1 to 2820 code for a protein of 939 amino acids. NCBI's taxonomy places the organism in Eukaryota, Fungi, Ascomycota, Dothideomycetes, Dothideales, Saccotheciaceae.